Limulus polyphemus (Atlantic horseshoe crab) is the source of this 9213-nucleotide messenger RNA. RefSeq lists its product as uncharacterized. Bases 223 to 6513 code for a protein of 2096 amino acids. The transcript has 32 exons. NCBI's taxonomy places the organism in Eukaryota, Metazoa, Arthropoda, Merostomata, Xiphosura, Limulidae. The record is from RefSeq and is a predicted model, not a curated record.
UCUAAAGUGAAAUUUGGAUAUCCAAAUUUAGCGUAAAGUGGUAGCAUAAUGUUCGAGGACUUAAGUUUACGGUAUUUGUGCUAAUUUUUAAAUGCAUUUCAUAAUUCUUUAUUGUCCACACUGGGUCAAGUAGAUCACGUUUUAAUCUACAAUCAUGUGUGAAAGGAAAAAUUAAACCCUUUAGUUUAAAGUUGAUAUUCAACCCCGUUCUGUCCAUUGGAGAUGACACUUUUCCCUUUAUUUGAAUUGUGUAAAACACUUUCUGUUGGCUAUUCAAGAGAUGAUAUUACAGAAGUUAUCCUAAGUACAUAUGGGGAAUAUGGAAAUAGAGGCAUUCUUGCAUUAGUUUGUAACAAUGGCUAUCUUCUGUUACGUCAGACCUCUUCCAUCACUUCUAAGGCAGUUAUUAAACAAAUUCCAUGGUUUAAGCAAAGUGAGAAAGCCAUAAAAGCUCUUUGCUUUGAUUCAUCAGCAUCAUGGCUUCUGGUUGCCUGUGCGGAUUCGAGUCUUUACAUUUUACCGGUUUUAUUCUACUUGGGCCCUGCAAUAAAACCUAGUUGUCUAUGGAGAACAGAUGACCUAACUGAAAUCAAACUUCAAGGACAGAGAGCACUAUCACGCAGGUUGCUGUCAAUGGUCUUAUCUACCAUUAUCCACUAUGAGAUUGAUUGUUAUAUGGGUCAACCUCCUUCUCCUGAACUUAUUUGCAACAGAAUUUUUACCAUUAGUCAUGGUAGCAAGAAUAACCUGAAGAAGCAUAGUCACAACAUUGCAUAUUACCAUCCAGAAUGCAAAGACAACCACCUUCUCAAUUUCAUUAUUUUUGUGAACCCAACAACAGAUGAUAGUGUUAUCAGAGCAGAGGUUCUAUUCAGCAACUUCAUCUUUGCUAACCAUUUUACCAAGCUUUGUAAGAUGAUGUUUUCUGACUCCAAGAUAGCUCAGAAGUUUCACUGUGGUUGUACAAAGAGAUCACAGGUGGUCAAGAGAUUGUUAGCUCCAGCCUUGCACAGUGAAGUUGUAGAUUACUGUAGGAAGGAACCAUUCUCCCUUGCAUGUGAUGAGAGUAAUGACACCAACUCAGAAAAUACCCUUGUCAUUCUUUUCAUCAACACCAGGGUCAUCCACAGUACAGAAGACAUCACCAAUGUUCCUUAUAAGGAUCCUACAUUAUACCUGGAGGAUGAUUUCUUGACUGUUGGUAUGCCUUCCAGGAGCUACAUAGCAUCUCAUGAAGAUGAACUGGAGCCCUCCAUGAUGGACAGAUUCUUUAAGGUGAUCAGAUGUUUCUAUACUGCUGUUGUUGAGAAGAUGCUGGUCAAGUUCCCCUUUAAGGGUCCUUUGGUGAACUCUCUUUUCCUUUUGCCAGAACAGAGAAUAGACACGAACCCAGCACAUAUCAUUGAUCUGUGUCAGAGAUUCCAUUCUAUCGUUCCAGUAGAUGGCCAUCAGGCUGUAAAGGAGGAAUUUAGAGACUUUCAGCUUUGCCAUGGUAGUGAUCUUCCACCAGCAGAUACCUCAGUUAAUGUAUUCUGGGCAGAUGUCAGGAAGAUGAAGGACUCCAUUACCAAACAGGAGAGAUUCCCCCAUCUGGGUAGAUUGGCUAACAAUAAUGUAGAAUAUGAAGGAGUCUUCUCCAUGGUUAUAAAGAUUCAGACUGACCAGAGAUCCCUACUGGACAUAACAACAUUAGAGACUUUGUUGAGAACCAAGAUCAACAGAGAUGAGGAGUGUUUCCAGUUAAAGCCUUCUGCAACAGUAGGAGAAAUUUCCUUUAUAAACCUCAAGACACGUCGAGAGAUAGGAGGAACAUACAUUAAUACAUCUGUCCAGUCUUUACAUGUUCUUUAUAAUGAAAAAAGUAGCACAUCUUAUUUACUGAUUUCGGGCACUAGAAAGAAGCACUGGAAGUUGCUUUUAGAAGAAAAAAAAUUAGGAUUCCUUUGGCCAGGAGAUUCUGAGAUUGAGACAAAAAAAGAACCACUGAAUGAAAAAAGAACGGUGUUUGGUGGUGAAAGAUCUUCAGAUGAAAAACAGCUAGAUCCAAGGCCUCAACAUUUAUCGCAGUAUGAUGACAGAGUUUUUCUUACACCCCAACAUGCCAGAGGACGGCAGCUACUGACAGUUCGUAAUCCCUCCUCCAACAUUUUACAGGUCUAUGAAAGCUACUUUGAAAGUCCAUUAUUAUCCUCUUAUCGACUACCUUCUGAUUGUGGUAAUAUCAUUCUAACUGAUAAGCUCUUGUUUUUAACAUUACCAGAUAACUUGGGAGAAAAUAAACCAAGACAUAAAUUAAAAAUACUGUCAUGUCAACUGUCAGAGGUGUCAGGAGAAGGAGCUAAAAAGAGAGAAGCUUAUGAAGCUGAAGUUCAAACUUUUUCCUUUCCUGGGGAGAUAAUUUCUUGCCAUAAAAAGUCUUCUUCUGUGAUGUGUACUGACAGUCUUGUUGAGCAACUGUCAGAUCUGUCUUGUCAUUAUGACUUCCCUGAUGAUGUUACUGUCAAAUUUGCUACGGUGACUAAAAGUGGAAAGGGAAUUCCUAGACCUUCAAAUAUAAACUUGAAAAAAAAUAGUCAUCGUAUUCACAAAAUUGAAAAUGAAUCGGGUUUAAAGAAGGAUCGGGAACGGCUAGCAGUUGUUGGAAAGAGAAAACAUUCGACCUUAGAGAAGUGUUUUAUUUUAGAAAAUCUUAUAAGUGGCUUUUACAUAGUCACAAAACACUGUGUAUUUGAAUGCAGACCACGGGUCACCCCUGAAAAAUUAUUUCUAAGUCUUACAGCAAGUCCAGCAGACUUGCCAAGGGCUGAACAUCUUGGAGUGAUGUUAUCACUUGACAUAAACUAUUUAUAUGAAGUUGCUGCAGAUCUACAGCUAGCUAAUGGCCAGUUUGCCCAAGCUGUUCGUCUGUAUCAGCUUUCAAAGUGUCCUCAAUUGAAAAGGGUGGCCAAUUUCAUUAGUUACGGCUAUCUGUCGGAGCUAUUGGCAUAUGUUCAGGUUUUGUUCACCACCACAAUCACAGAAGUCCAAGCACCAGAUAGAGUCCAUUUUGGUAACUUAGCUGUUCAUUGUUUUGUUCAACAAAUUUUGGAGAAGACAGGAGAAAAAUUAGCUGUUGUUCAUGCUUUUAGGGACUUUCUGCGUGAUAAUAUAUACUAUAAUGAAGAUGUUGCAGUCCGGCUCCUAGCUGAACAACAUCUGUAUAAACACCUGCACUACUGUGCCAAGGUUCGAGGUCAACAAACAAAGAUGUUACAACACCUACUAAACCAUGAAGAGCACUGUCUUAAGGUAGAAGAAGAAACACGUGCUCUUCUCGUCUCCAAAGGCCUAGCUGAUGAGAUUUUACAUGGUAUUAAUGAUGAUUAUAUACAAUGUAUAACUUCACCUGACCUGCUACAACAUUUAGUAAGUAAACCUCAGCUUAUGAGAAGUCACCUUGAGCACCUUGCCCAGUUCCUGGCUCGACUGAGGGCUGAUCAGCUUUGCGAGAUAGCCAGUCUGUACGACCCAUCCCAACCUGCUGCUAGACUAGCUUUUAGAAAAAUUUUAUCUAGUCCUCAGUCUCAAAGCUUCCUCAGUUGCAGCGUGAGUUCUCUGAGUUCAACUUCCAGUGAAAUCUUAGAUUUUGUGCAAGGAGAUGAAGGCACAGUUACCGAAGAGGAUAUGAUCAAAUUCUUCAUAUUUGUGCUGCUUCUUUUGAACCAUAAAAGAGGAUCAAGAAAAUUUGAUAUGAAAUUACUCCAGUCUGACUUCAGAUGUCCUGAAGAGGAUGAAGCAGAUAGUACAGACAUAAAGUUAAGGCCUGAAAUUCUAGUGCCUAAAGAGGAACCUUUGGCUUGUGGUUUAGCUCAUGCAGGUUACAUACGAGAUGGAUCUUUGUUCAUGUGGGGGAAAUCUACUCUGGGACGGAUGUACAGUUGGGGAUGGGGAGUACAUGGCCAACUAGGAUUAGGGAACCCAGAAGACCAAGAUCAUCCCAUCUUAGUGAAGUCUUUGCUAGAUAAACAAGUCAUUGCUGUUGCUGCUGGACAGGGACACACUGCCAUCUUAACAAAACUGGGAAAAGUGUACACUUUUGGUUGUGGAAUGUUUGGGCAGAUAGGACAAGGCACAUUAAGUAAACACUGUUGGCCUCAGCAUGUAGAUUUACCAGAAACUGUUCACAUGUUAUCUUCUGGAUAUUUCCAUGUCAUUGCAGUAACAACUACAAACAAGCUGUACAUGUGGGGUUGCAAUCCCCAAGUGUUGCGACUUCAGGCACAGUCAAGUCGUCGAGCCAGGCAACACUCGGGGGCUAACCGCCCACCAGAAAUAUCUUCAUCUCCUGUGAUUCCUAUGGGAAGCUCAAAACAGCCAUUAUCUUCUAGUCGACCAACAGAACUAUCUCAGGUUCAUCUUCUGCCAAGACAUAUAGACACUUCUGUAGUUCAUGGACAAAUAAAACUGGUGGCUUGUGGAAGUCAUCAUUCAGUGCUGUUGUCAACAGAUGGAGAGGUGUAUUCUUGGGGUAGGAAUAUGGAGGGACAAUUAGGUCAUGGUAGUCGAAAGGAACAAAAAACCCCUAGCAUGGUACUUUCCCUGAAUGACAAAAAGAUGAUAUCUAUUUGCUGUGGCUCUGACUUCACUCUUGCAUUGGACAACAGAAAUAAAUUGUGGGGUUGGGGACAAAAUGACUCUGGUCAAUUGGGACAUAAGAGUAGUGUAGAAGGAUUUGUUCGGCCAACACUUACCACAUCUACUAGUGCCAGUAGUGGUCGGGUUAUAACAAUUCGUACCAAUCGUCGAAUGAUCACAAUUACUCAGGGAAACCGUCAAGGAGAGCUGAGGCCCGUAGAGAUUACUACAAUUCCUGAGCCUACUAUGGAUGCUCAUAUGGACAUUGAUAGUUUUGAUAUCAGUCGUACUAUGCCACAUAUUAUUCAUUAUUAUAACUCAAGGAUUGAGAACUUCCUGUCUCUACCUCAGUUGUCAAAGUUAGAUUCUCCACCAUAUGGUCCAUAUGCUCUUCAUGCUACCCUAAAGUCCUUUCUUCAUUGUUGUGAUGUUACCACAAUUCUAAAUCACUGCAUCUGUUUUGGAGAUCACCAAGCUGCUGCCAAAGUUUAUAUGUUGGAGGGACUUUAUGCACAGGCAUUGGAACACCAGUUAAAGGCUUUAUCCAUGGAGAAGAGAUCAAGUGAGGAGAUGUUAGAAGAAGCUGUGAAGAUUGUUCAGUUUUAUUUUCAGUCUGUUAAUCAGGAAAGUACUGAGGCUAACCAACAUUUAUUAGAACAGAAGACAGUUAUAAGAAAACCACAAGCAAUUUCAAACACUAUAGAAGCGCAUUGUAUGAUAUUCCCAGGUAGGAUGUGCAAAUUAAGUAAAACAAAGACAAAUGAGGUGAAACUUCAAGUACACCUUCAUCUAAAACUAGGUGGUCAAGCUUCACACCUUCAGCACAACAGGAGCUAUAGUGGUCGAUCUUCACACCUUUAUAUAAAAGGAAACUGUAGUGAUCAGUCUCCUCACUUUCAUAUAGAAGGAAACUGUAGUGAUCAGUCUUCACACUUUCAUGUAGAAGGAAACUGUAGUGGUCAGUCUCUUCACUUUCAUGUAGAAGGAAACUGUAGUGAUCAGUCUGCACACUAUCAUGUAGAAGGAAACUGUAGUGAUCAGUCUCCUCACUUUCAUGUAGAAGGAAACAGUAGUGAUCAGUCUCCUCACUUUCAUGUAGAAGGAAACAGUAGUGAUCAGUCUCCUCACUUUCAUGUAGAAGGAAGUUUAGUAGUCAGUCUUCCAAGUAGACCUUUAUUUAUUAGGAACCUAUGUGGUCACAAAGGAUUGUUGCUCCAUUAUCAACUGUUUGUGCUGUACUAUCCUGUGGGACUGUUGUUGUUCUGUGGAAGUGUGAAUGAAGGUAAAUCACAGAAAAUCUGCACUGAUUUCCUCAGCUGUCUGUCUCCUAAGUUCUGUCUGACUGUGGCAGAUUUCAUGCUUCAGAAUAUCAAUGCUGGAAAGCCCCAUGAAGAACUGAUGGAUAAAAUGAUGGCUUUGACGGGAACUAGCGACCUUAUGCAUCAAAUUAACCAGGCUGACACAGUGACUGGCUGGGAGGCUAGGAUUCCACCUCCUCGGCUCUGGCAAGAAGUGCUGAUGAACUUACAGAAAGGUGUUAUCUCCCGUAAUAGUAUUGAACUUUCUCCAAAUCAAGUAGAACUGCUCACGAGAUCACUGAUGAAUGAACAAAUUCAGAGACCAGAUGUGCCUCCUAAUUUUCCUAGACACGGUGGAACAGCAUCACACCAAAGUUCUGCUUCUUCCAGUCAUGAUGUAGUGCUAUUCACUUGUGGCCAUCACUAUACUCGUCACGUGUUCAGAACAUCUAUACUUCCAGGGUUUCAGGAUAUAGUACAGAAACUGCCAUACAUGCUACCUCAGACCAUGAAACAAUUAAUGUUAUGCUUCGAAAGUGAAGGCGUAAUUCCCUCAGCUUGUCCUCGAUGCAUAGUUACCGAGAUAAAAAGUGGAAUGUAAGUUCAUUCUUGAGGUAAAGCAGCAACUAAGAGCUUUGAUUCGAAACAUUGGAUGUUAUCAUUUUAUUCCAUAUCUUAAUGUUUUUUAGUUCUUAACAACAGAACAUAUAUUAUAGAAUGUUAUGUUUUUUCAAUUUAAGAGUAUGUAAUUCUUUUCAUGCACAGUGUACAAAAUGUCUAUAAUGUAUAUUUUUUGCCAGUGCCUUUUUCAUUGUUUCAAAUGUGACGUGCUUUAGUAUGUGAACGCCAUUUAUGCUACCUUCUAGAAAUCUUACUAUUAUUGAUUUAAUUAUAUGAAGCGUUCAGUUUUUAUUUAUUACAAGUCGCAACCAUUAAGUUCAGGAGGAAAUAUUCUUCCAAAGAGGUAAAUGAAUAAUUUAGAGAUUUUUAAAAAUCAGUAAGAAUUUUGGGUCAUGGAAAAGGGUUGUUGAGUUUUGCCACUAUAAUGUUGUGGUUAAAAAUUAAGAAAGAAAUUUAAAGCCAUGAUUGAUGGUAUAGGAAAGAUCUGUAGUUUUUUGGAUUAAUAUUUAUCCCUGCUAAGCUUUUAAUGUGCUAUAUCCUCUUAAGAAAUAUUACACCGUCAUUUUUCUUUUUCUGCACGUAAUGUCUUAAGUAUAUGUAGUGGUGUCAUUCAACUUUUUUUUUCCCAUUGUGAAUCAAAUAAAACAUUUUCUUAUGUAACUCGGAGUACAUACUCUAUUACACCAGACCUAAAAGCAUGGCCAAUAUUUAGAUCAUCUGAAUACAUUCUGUGUCUCUUAUCUAUUUUUCUUUAAUUUGUUUUCUAAUAAGGGUUAUCACAUUCUUAGAGAGAGAAAGAAAAAAAAGAAUUUUUUACUGUUGAAACAGCAACAUGAGAUCCUGGAAAUGUCUGUACUGUUACGAUCUGAGAUACAUAAUACAUGCAAUUUGGUUUUGGACAUUUGGCCCAUUUUUUUAUGUAUGUAAUAAUGCUGCUGUUGAAAUCAUUACACGUAACACAUGUCCGAGUGGAAAGGAUGCAUCAAAAUUUAGCGUAUUUGGUUAAAUGUAAAACAGUAAAAAGUUUAGUUAAGAUUUCAGAUAUUUAAUUAUGUCAAUUUUAAACACAGACAAAACAUUCCUUUUUACUAAUCUUUUGUUGACAGUCCAAACAUCCUUCAUGUAUCAAGUUUACUGUUGUUGUUUUUUCAAAUUUUAAUGCUCAUCAUACAGUACUCUGCAUUGGUAAGGAUGAACAAGUUGGUGCAUCAAUAAAAGCAAGCAUUUUACAUUAAGCUUUUUAAGUCAUUUGAUUGCUGCGAAUCCUCAGUGUCUCAUAUCAUAUCCAAUGUAUAUGUGUGCCUCCAGCCAAAAAUGUACAUUAAAGUACGUGUCAUUAGAAGAAGCUAUCCAGUAUGUGAUUUUGUGCUAAUUUAUUACUUACACAGCAUUCAGUAUUGCCCAAGUGAAUUCAUAUUUUUAUAUAUUGAUGGUUCAGAACCAUUAAGCAGUUAUUUCGACACUCGCUAUAAAUUGUGAAUAUUGUAGAAAAACAAGAUUCGGUUAUUUCUACAUGAACUAUAAAUAGCGAAUACUGUAGAACCUCAAGGUGUUAAUUAUUUCUACAUGAACUAUAAAUAGUGAAUACUGUAGAAACACAAGGUUUUAGUUAUUUCUACAUGUACUAGAAAUUGCAAAUACUGUAGAAACAAGGUUUUAGUUAUUUCUACAUGCACUAUAAAUACUGUAGAAACACAAGGUUUUAGUUAUUUCUACAUGCACUAUAAAUACUGUAGAAACACAAGGUUUUAGUUAUUUCUACAUGAACUAUAAAUAGGAAUACUGUAGAAACACAAGGUUUUAGUUAUUUCUACAUGCACUAUAAAUAAUGAAUACUGUAGAAACUCAAGGUUUUAGUUAUUUCUACAUGCACUAUAAAUAGCGAAUACUGUAGAAACACAAGGUGUUAAUUAUUUCUACAUGCACACUGUAAAUAGUGAAUACUGUAGAAACUCAAGGUGUUAAUUAUUUCUACAUGCACUAUAAAUAUCGAAUACUGUAGAAACUCAAGGUGUUAAUUAUUUCUACAUGCACUAUAAAUAGUGAAUACUGUAGAAACUCAAGGUGUUAAUUAUUUCUACAUGCACUAUAAAUAGUGAAUACUGUAGAAACUCAAGGUGUUAAUUAUUUCUACAUGCACACUGUAAAUAGAAAAUUUACAUUGAUCUUCAUUAACAACUCAAAGAUCCAUGAUUUCACAUAAAUCAAUUUAACCAGGAUUAAGUAAGAUGGAAACAUACAAUACAUUUGAGAAGAUUUUUUAUAAUUAAUCAAUGUGAUAAUCAUGCUUUGGUGAGGUUAUGGUGUAAUAGAGCAUUUUGAUUGUUAAGUUAAAAAUUAACUGUACAGAGUAGAAUAGACGUGUCUUACCAGUUGCUUUAGUUAGAGAAACGUGUAGUGUGUGUGUGGUGAAAGUACCUUGUUAGCAGAACUGUGCUUUUUAAAGAAGUCCAGUUGUUCACUGUAGAAUGUGUGUGAUUUGGUCCAAGGAACACAUAUUACAUUCUUAAAAUAAAAUUCCUGAAAUAUAAAGAUAAUGAAGAAGAAAAAUAGUGCAGUGAAAGUUUUGAUGAGUUUUUCAUGAGAGCUUGUAGCUAGAUUAAGUAUAUUUUGUUUGUAUCCAUAGCAAUCUUCUAGGUAGACUACACGUCAGAUUGUAUCUAUAGCAACUUUAAUUAAA